AUGCAUCACAGGAUGAAUGAAAUGAACCUGAGCCCAGUGGGGAUGGAGCAGCUGACUUCAUCCUCUGUGAGCAAUGCCUUGCCGGUCACAGGGAGUCACCUGGGGUUGGCUGCCUCACCCACUCACAAUGCCCUCCCUGCCCCAGGUCUGCCAGUGGCAAUUCCAAACCUGGGUCCCUCCCUGAGCUCUCUGCCAUCUGCUUUAUCUCUGAUGCUGCCAAUGGGUAUUGGCGAUCGAGGGGUGAUGUGUGGGUUACCCGAAAGAAACUACACCCUACCUCCACCACCUUACCCCCACCUGGAGAGCAGUUACUUCAGGACCAUCUUACCUGGCAUUUUAUCUUAUUUAGCUGACAGACCACCUCCUCAGUAUAUCCACCCCAACUCCAUAAAUGUUGAUGGUAAUACAGCAUUAUCUAUCGCCAACAACCCUUCAGCACUAGAUCCCUACCAGGCCAAUGGAAAUGUUGGAUUAGAACAAGGCAUUGUUUCAAUCGACUCUCGCUCUGUGAACACACACGGUGCCCAAAGUCUUCAUCCCAGCGAUGGCCAUGAGGUGGCUUUGGACACAACCAUCACUAUGGAGAAUGUCUCUAGGGUAACUAGCCCCAUCUCUACAGAUGGAAUGGCAGAAGAGCUUACAAUGGAUGGUGUUGCAGGCGAGCAUUCUCAGAUCCCAAAUGGCUCCAGAAGUCAUGAACCUCUGUCUGUGGAUUCUGUGAGCAACAACCUUGCUGCAGACACUGUAGGGCACGGUGGUGUGAUACCCAUUCAUGGGAAUGGCCUGGAGCUCCCUGUGGUCAUGGAGACUGACCACAUUGCAAGUCGGGUCAACGGGAUGUCUGACAGUGCCCUCAGUGACUCUAUUCACACCGUGGCCAUGAGCACCAACUCUGUAAGCGUGGCACUCUCUACCUCACACAACCUCGCCUCCCUAGAAUCUGUUUCCCUCCAUGAAGUUGGCCUAAGCCUAGAACCUGUGGCUGUCUCCUCCAUCACCCAGGAGGUUGCUAUGGGGACAGGCCAUGUAGAUGUAUCUUCAGACAGUCUGUCUUUUGUACCACCUUCACUGCAAAUGGAAGAUUCCAAUUCAAACAAAGAAAAUAUGGCAACCUUGUUUACAAUUUGGUGCACACUCUGUGACCGCGCCUACCCCUCAGACUGCCCUGACCAUGGACCAGUGACUUUCAUCCCUGACACUCCCAUUGAGAGCAGAGCCAGGCUUUCUCUCCCGAAGCAGCUUGUUCUCCGCCAGUCAAUUGUGGGAGCAGAAGUUGGUGUAUGGACAGGAGAAACCAUUCCUGUGCGGACUUGCUUUGGGCCUCUCAUUGGCCAGCAAAGUCACUCUAUGGAAGUAGCAGAAUGGACAGACAAGGCAGUCAACCAUAUCUGGAAGAUAUACCACAACGGUGUCCUAGAAUUCUGCAUUGUUACAACUGACGAAAAUGAAUGUAAUUGGAUGAUGUUUGUGCGCAAAGCCAGGAACCGGGAAGAACAGAAUUUGGUGGCUUAUCCCCAUGAUGGAAAAAUUUAUUUCUACACUUCACAAGAUAUUCCUCCUGAAAACGAACUGCUUUUUUAUUACAGCCGGGAUUAUGCUCAGCAGAUUGGUGUUCCUGAACAUCCAGAUGUGCACCUCUGUAACUGUGGCAAGGAGUGCAAUUCCUAUACAGAAUUCAAAGCCCACCUGACCAGCCACAUCCAUAGCCAUCUUCCUGGCCAGGGCCACAGCAGCAGCCACAGGCCCGGCCACAGCAAAGAAAGGAAGUGGAAGUGCUCAAUGUGUCCCCAAGCUUUUAUCUCUCCUUCCAAACUUCAUGUCCACUUUAUGGGUCACAUAGGUAUGAAGCCCCACAAGUGUGAUUUCUGUAGCAAGGCUUUUAGUGAUCCCAGCAACCUGCGGACCCACCUCAAGAUCCAUACAGGCCAGAAGAACUACAGGUGUACUUUGUGUGACAAGUCUUUCACCCAGAAGGCUCACCUGGAGUCGCAUAUGGUGAUCCAUACGGGCGAGAAGAAUCUCAAGUGUGAUUACUGUGACAAGUUGUUUAUGCGGAGGCAGGACCUCAAGCAGCAUGUGCUCAUCCACACACAAGAACGCCAGAUCAAGUGUCCCAAGUGUGACAAGCCCUUCUUGAGAACAAAUCAUUUAAAGAAACAUCUCAAUUCACACGAAGGAAAGCGGGAUUAUGUCUGUGAAAAAUGUACAAAAGCUUAUUUAACCAAAUAUCAUCUCACCCGUCACCUGAAAACCUGCAAAGGGCCCACCUCCAGUUCUUCAGCACAAGAGGAGGAGGAAGAGGAUGACUCAGAGGAGGAAGAGCUGGCAGACGCUAUGGGGACAGAAGACUGUCGGAUGAACAGUGCUGUGUAUUCAGCAGAUGAGUCUCUCUCAGCACAUAAAUAA
Messenger RNA from Pipistrellus nathusii (Nathusius's pipistrelle), 2406 nucleotides. The record is from the annotation of a GenBank genome assembly. Lineage: Eukaryota; Metazoa; Chordata; Mammalia; Chiroptera; Vespertilionidae.